Molecule: messenger RNA, 2275 nt
Organism: Capsicum annuum
Lineage: Eukaryota; Viridiplantae; Streptophyta; Magnoliopsida; Solanales; Solanaceae
Product: protein NRT1/ PTR FAMILY 7.3
Exons: 6
Coding region: 239-2047 (602 amino acids)
Biological process (GO): transmembrane transport
Cellular component (GO): membrane
Molecular function (GO): transmembrane transporter activity
Source: RefSeq, a predicted model, not a curated record
UCUAAAUACCAUACCUUAACUCUAUAAAUACCUCACCAUUUCCCCUCUCCUCUUCUCUAUAAAUACCUCACCAUUUCCCCUCUCCUCUUCAAACAUUUCUCCCCCCCGAGAAACAAAAACAAAAUAUCUUCUCCUCUUCUCCAUCUACGUUUUAACUUCACAUUUUUGAGGAAUUUAAAUUUUCUCUCACAUUGUUUUCAGAACAGUUUCAGUGCAACUAUCUGGUACAAAGAACCAAAUGGCCUGCUUAAACAUUGACAAAAUGUGUCAGAGGGAGAAGAAGAUGAAAAAUGAAAAAGACGAAUACACCCUUGAUGGAACUGUAAAUAAGCACGGUCAACCUGCCGUGCGGGCAAGAACCGGAAGGUGGUUUGCUGGUGUUCUCUUACUUGUGAAUCAAGGUCUAGCUACACUAGCCUUCUUUGGGGUUGGAGUCAAUUUAGUACUAUUUCUGACCAGAGUUAUGGGGCAAGACAAUGCUGAAGCAGCCAACAAUGUGAGCAAGUGGACAGGGACCGUUUAUAUCUUCUCCCUCUUGGGAGCUUUCCUCAGUGAUUCCUACUGGGGAAGAUACAAGACGUGUGCUAUUUUCCAAGCCAUUUUUGUGGCUGGACUGAUUUCACUUUCAUUGACUUCAUACAUUUUCUUAGUCAAGCCUAAUGGCUGUGGAGAUGAAGAGACCCCUUGUGGGUCCCACUCUACUAUCAGUGUGGCGCUCUUCUACGUGUCUAUUUACUUAAUUGCCCUUGGAAAUGGAGGGUAUCAGCCUACUAUUGCAACAUUUGGAGCAGACCAAUUUGAUGAAGAUCACCCACAAGAGAGUCACUCAAAGGUGGCUUUUUUUAGUUACUUUUACCUGGCAUUAAAUCUUGGAUCUUUGUUCUCAAAUACGAUCUUAGGAUAUUUUGAAGAUAAGGGAAUGUGGACAUUAGGCUUUUGGGCAUCAGCUGGCUCUGCCAUUUUGGCACUAGUCUUGUUUCUUAUUGGAACACCUAGGUAUAGGCACUUCAAACCUACAGGCAACCCUCUAUCAAGAUUUUGUCAAGUGAUUGUAGCUGCAACGAGGAAAUGGAAAAUUGAACAACCUUCAAGGGGGCUUGAGCUAUAUGAAGGUGAUGGACAAGACCUUCCUGAUAAUGGAAGUAGAAGAAUUCUCCACACACAAGGAUUCAAAUUUUUGGACAAAGCAGCUAUAAUCACAUCAAAGGAUAUAGGAGUAGUAUUGGUAAACAACCAAUGGCACCUUUGUGCUGUGUCUCAAGUUGAAGAAGUAAAAUGCAUAUUGAGACUACUUCCAAUUUGGCUUUGCACAAUACUUUAUUCAGUUGUCUUUACUCAAAUGGCCUCUUUGUUUGUGGAGCAAGGGGCUGCAAUGAGAACAACCCUCUCAAGAUUUCAUGUCCCUCCAGCAAGCAUGUCUAGUUUUGACAUCCUCAGUGUUGCAUCGUUCAUUUUCAUCUACAGGCGAGUGCUUGAUCCCCUCGUGACAAGAUUAAAAAAGUCUUCUCCAAGAGGAUUGACAGAGCUCCAAAGAAUGGGAGUUGGCCUCAUAAUUGCUAUAAUGACAAUGGUAGCAGCAGGAAUAGUUGAACAUUUCAGGUUAAAAUCGGCAGAUAAAAAAUGUUCACACUGCUCGAAUUCAAGUUCUUUAAGCAUUUUCUGGCAAGUUCCUCAAUAUGUGUUAAUCGGAGCAUCAGAGGUGUUUAUGUAUGUUGGACAAUUGGAGUUCUUUAAUGGACAAGCACCUGAUGGAUUGAAAAGCUUUGGAAGUGCCCUAUGCAUGACUUCAAUUUCACUAGGAAACUAUGUGAGCAGCUUGCUCGUUUCUGUUGUUAUGAAAAUUUCAACUACUGAUAAGAUGCCUGGAUGGAUACCUGGAAAUCUCAACAAGGGUCAUUUAGACAGAUUCUAUUUCCUGUUAGCAGCUUUGACAUCAGCUGAUUUUUUAGUAUAUCUCAUUUGUGCAAAGUGGUAUAAGUAUAUUAAGUUUGAAGAAAGAAACAUUGAAAAGCAAUAUGGAGAGAAGCAUGGUGAUUUGCGAGUGUAGACUCAACAUUAAGAAGAAAGAUUUUAUGUUACGUUUUAAUUAUUUAAUGUAAAAUAAUGACAACUUAGGAUUAGAAAUUAUGUAUUAAGUUGCAAGGAGACUAGAGAAGUGCAUUGUUACUCUUCUCUAUGUCGAGCACAAGAUGCAUACUUUUUCUCGAAUUAGCUUAUGUGUAAAGAAAAUGUCUCGUUGGAUGGUAUGUUAUUUUAAAUUCUUUGCAUUUGUAAA